ACUAACUUGUUAUUGUCACAGGACAUUUGAGCUGUUCACUAAUAUAAAGGCUUUUCUUUUCUUUACAGAAAAUGCAGAGCUGGUACAAUGUUCUCAGUCCUACAUACAAACAACGGAACGAGGACUUUCGCAAACUCUUUAAGAAACUUCCUGAUUCAGAGCGACUUAUAGUGGACUACUCUUGUGCUCUGCAGAAGGACAUACUGCUUCAGGGCCGUCUCUAUCUCUCAGAGAACUGGCUUUGUUUCUACAGUAACAUCUUCCGCUGGGAAACCACUAUCACUAUCCUGCUGAAAGACGUGACCUCUAUGACCAAGGAGAAGACCGCCAAGCUCAUACCAAACGCCAUCCAGAUCAGCACUGACAAUGAGAAGCACUUCUUCACGUCUUUCGGAGCGAGGGAUCGCAGCUUCAUGAUGAUAUUCCGGCUGUGGCAGAACGCGCUGUUGGAUAAGUCCCUGUCCCCCAAAGAGCUCUGGCACAUCGUGCACCAGUGUUACGGCACUGAGCUGGGCCUCACCAGUGAAGACGACGACUACGUCUCUCCCACCGCCGAACACAUGAACGGUUUACUGCCAGGAGACGAGUCUGUGUCGGUCACUGAUCUUCUAGACCUGAGCUCGGUGUCGGUUCCUUCCACGGGCAGCUCCCCCCUUCCCCUGGUGCCCUGUGCUCCGACCAUCUCUCCUUCACCUUCGAACCUAGGGGGCUCCUCUCCCCCUUCGUCCACUUCCUGUCUGCCCAUAGAGGUGCCUUCCUCAUCGGGACGCAGGCUCAGCUCCGAACCGCUUGAACCCAGUCCGCCCAGCUCCCAAAGCUCUCUGCCAUCGACCACUCCAACGAACGCCUCUGCCUCCGCUCCGGUGUCGGCUGCUGCCUCAUUUAAUCUGGAAGAGGGUGGGGACAGCCUGUCUGAGUCGGCAAAUCACAUGCUGCCCCCUCCAACCACCAGUCUGGGAAACCUCUCGUCAUUGGACAUCACCAACGAUGAGGAACUGCCCACAGACCCCAGCAACUCCUCUGACACGCAAGAAGAGAGUGAAGUGGAGUCUUUCUGCUCUGACCUGAGCGGGCGGGUGCACAUCAACACCGUAGUCCGCAUGAGCGUAGACAAGCUGCACGACCUGCUGUUCUCUGCCGACACACACUUCAUCCAGCACCUCUUCUCCCAGAGACACUUUACUGAACUUUCUGUGGGUGAAUGGCAGCAGGACAGCAGCAUUGGGACUUCCAGCCGCGUGCUAAGCUACACCAUCGCCCUCAACAACCCCCUUGGCCCCAAGACCGCCCCCGUUGUGGAGACACAGACACUCCAUAAGAGCAGCGCUCGGGGAGAGUGCUUCGUGGUGGACUCGGAGGUCAUCACCUCAGGUAUACCGUACCAGGAUUACUUCUACACUGUCCACAGAUACUGCCUCACCUCCAUCAACAAGCACAAGAGCCGGCUCAGAGUUUCCUCAGACAUCUGCUACAGGAAGCAGCCAUGGAGCCUGGUGAAAACACUGAUUGAAAAGAACACCUGGAGCGGCAUUGAGGAGUACUACAGACACAUGGAGAAUGAGGUGUGCAAGCUGGAGACGCUACUGCAGUCUGAGGACGUGGUAACCACAGGGGAAGCAGUGGGUGCAGAUGCUGCUAAGACUCCGCCUGCUUUGCGGCGCCGCAAGCGGACGUGCUCUCGGCGGCAGGGCGAUAAGGAAAGAGAAAGAGAAGGAGGAGGCAUGGGCGCCGGAGAGCGAGGGGACAGAGGAGUCGGGGAGGAGAGGGACAGGAGGGAGACCAGCGCUCAGUAUAUAAAGCUGGGUGAUCGUUCCCGUGGUGGAGGACAAAGUAGUAUAUCAACCAUCCUCCUCAUCGUCAGCUUCAUGAUCUGUAUCAGUCUGGUGGUGCUGGUGGCUCUCAACAUGCUGCUGUUCUACAAGCUGUACGCUCUGGAAAGAGCGGCCCAUACACUGGAGACGUGGCACUCCUAUUCUGUUGCUGACAGUCCUUUGCCUCAGACAGCUGGAGAGUGGGCUCAGGUUUUACAGCUGCAGAGGCAGUUUCACCAGGCUCAGCUCAGCAAGUGGCAGCAGAUCCUGCAAUCCUCUGUCACGCUCCUUGACCAGAUGAAGCAGUCUUUAGAAAAGCUUCACCGAGGCAUCGUGGUCCCAGAGGUGCAGCAGGAUCCCCUCGAUGAGACCACCGCAGAGACCCUGACUGACGCCUGAGUCUCACGUCUUCUCGUCAGCCCCUCCCCCCUUAAAUGUCUCAUAUUUCUGAACACACUCUAAAGAGUGGACUGGUGAACUUCAGGACUGAGUUUGUUCUUUCCCUCAUUUCCAAAUGGAAUAAGAACACGAGUGGGACAUGCAGAGGGACUACAUUACCCAAAAUUCUCCUCGCCUGACUGACUUGAAUUGGCGACGUUUGCCUUCAGCCUCAACCGGUAAAAUCUCCACUGACUGAGGACCACAGCAAUAAUGAACCUACAGCUGCAAGUAAUCUGUAUGUGGUGUAUGGAAACAGGCCACUGGUGGGCUGAUUUAAACCUUCACUCCUCAAUAAUCACAGAAAGAUUUCAAAAUGACCGACUGAAUAACUUCCGCUUGUUUUACGACUAUCACAGACUCCAGCUCCUCCUCUGACAGCUUUCAUCCGUGCAAUGAGAAGGGAUCUAAAUUCUGGAAAGUGGGAGCUUUUUCCUCCUAGUCCUGGGAACAGAUAGAUACCUUCGCCUCUAGAGAAUGCCUGCUGAAACAAAAACAAAACAAUAUAUAUAUAUGUAUAUAUAUAUAUGUAUAUGUGUGGCGCCACCUGCUGUGCGGAUGUGAGGAACAAACGCCCAGGAGGAGAGGGAGGGGGGGAAGUGCUGACAGGAGCAGGCAACUUUCUCGCUCUUCCUGUCAGGGAUUUGUUCUCCUACAUAUCCAAUUUAAGGCUGUCAGUCACUCUGUGGGAGCCAAUGAGGAACAUUUCAACAGACACUCUGGUUUUCACUCUCAUUUUUAGAUGUAAACACCUCUCCACUUCCCCCCCCACCCCCACCCCAGACCUGUCUGGGUUUUAUCUUCUUACAAAACAAGUGUGUUGGUUCAUAUUUUAUGACAACAAACUGCGUCUGACUGUUCCACGGACUGUUACAGUAUUUAUUAUCACCAUUGACUUUUUGGUCUGAAGUCCUGUCCUGCUCUCAAGAAGUCAUUUGGUCGGUAUUUUGUGCUCUGAUUUGCUGUUACGCUGCGGACCAAGAGGAGCUACACGAGAAGGAUUACUGUCACAGCAAUAAUGACAAUAGUGAUUCUAGUACUUUUUGAAUGUUUCAAACAAAGUAGUAUAUAAUAAUAAUAAUUAUGAUGAUGAUGAAUUGUGUGUGAAUGUGCGUAGAGGCAGUGAAAAAUACAAGCGAAGAAGACUUGGCAGAUGUGUGCGUGUGCGUUCAAGAGAAGCCCUCACUGUUACAUUUUCAUGUUAGCGUUUGUUUCCGCGGAUUUCUCUCGCUCACGUUUUGGUUGCUCGCUCUUUGUAUCACAGAGCAUGACCGAAACGGUUCAGGUUGUUACGUAGACCUGAUCAGGUAGAGACAUGAUUAUUAAAACACUUGUCUAACCGGGCCGGGCGUUUUUAAAAAAAAAAAAAGAAAAAAGAAGAAUAAAUUCAAAAUGGACCAACCAGAAUUGAGUAGGCCCAGAUGAAGAAGAAGGGAAUCCUUUUUUGCAGUAUUGUUUUUUUUUUUUUUUGUGUGUUUGCGUUUGUAAAAAUCAAUUUGAUUUAUUGUUUUCUCUUUUUAUUCAGUUCCUUUUCCAUUUUGAUCUUCAUUAUUUUGUUGUCUUUAUUUGUCGUUUAUUUUCAGUCCGGUCCUCUCCGUCCACUUGAUUCAGAUAUUUGAAAAACAUCUCGACCAUCUCACUCGUCUGCACUCGCUCUUAGUUUUCUUCUUCUCUUUCUUUUCAUCACUCCGCCCCACUCUCCCUCACUUCCCUUCUGUGCACCCCUUCACCCGUUCCCUCGUUCUCCCCGUUUUGAUGAAACUAGCGGCUACAGAAGCAUGUGGGCCAUGCUGUGCGUGGUCAUCCAAAAAUAGCUAAAGAGUGUAAUAUUUAUUCAGGGAUGGAGGGAGGGAGGGAGGGGAGGGGCUAAGGGAGCGAGAGUGACGGAUGAGGAGCGGGAAUGAGACUGUACUGUAAAGAUGUGACUGUACACCACGCCAUGGAGAGAAAUGAAAAGUUCUAAAACAUUCAACACCUCCUCUCUCGUCUUUGAGUCUGUGUUUGCUCUCACUAUGAAAAAAAGUGGAUCUAAAUCUGCCUUGGAUUUUUUAUUUUGCAGCUUGUUUAGCUUUCACAUUCGGUCAAACACUGUUCAGUCAAUAAUUAGAUCAAAUGUGUUCGGACUCUGGCUCAGGGGAAGCAACAUAAAGGAGUGAAAUACA
Messenger RNA from Labrus bergylta (ballan wrasse), 4411 nucleotides. The record is from RefSeq and is a predicted model, not a curated record. Lineage: Eukaryota; Metazoa; Chordata; Actinopteri; Labriformes; Labridae.